Molecule: messenger RNA, 1977 nt
Organism: Hibiscus syriacus
Lineage: Eukaryota; Viridiplantae; Streptophyta; Magnoliopsida; Malvales; Malvaceae
Exons: 2
Coding region: 1-1932 (643 amino acids)
Molecular function (GO): protein binding
Source: RefSeq, a predicted model, not a curated record
AUGGAUCCACCACCACAUCUGAAUUACCCUGAAUCUAUCGAGUCUUCACCACGCUCCCACCAUGACAACACUUACGAUGAUCCUCUCCCUGCUGUUCCUGGUGCAAGGCUCCGCCUGAUGUGCAGCUUUGGUGGUCACAUAAUCCCCCGUCCCCAUGAUAAAUCUCUUUGCUACGUUGGUGGUGAGACUCGUAUCGUUGCUGUUGAUCGCCAUUGCUCGCUUUCAGCUCUUUGCACUCGUCUCUCCCGUGCACUUCUCAAUAGCCGAUCGUUUACCUUGAAGUACCAGCUUCCAAGUGAAGACCUUGACUCCCUUGUAACGGUUGCCACCGAUGAGGAUCUCGAGAACAUGGUCGAAGAGUAUGAUCGUUUGACAGCAUCGUCGGCUUCUUCAGUGACUUCAUCUAGGAUCCGUUUGUUUCUCUUCUUUAACAAGCCUGAAACUGCAGCCUCCAUGGGUCCACUUCUGAAUGAUGCCAAGUCGGAAACAUGGUUCGUUGAUGCACUUAAUGGUUCGGGCUUGGUUCCUAGAGGGGACUCGGAUACUGCCACCAUACAGACCUUGUUGAAUCUUGAUGGUGAAUUUGAGGUGGAAGGAGGAGAGGAACAGAAUAAACAAAUCAUGAACAAUAAUGUGGUUCAUGAAAUGCAGUGUUCGUUGCAAGAUGCACCGAUGGCAGAGAAAACUUCGUCGUUCGGUUCAUCUUCUUCUUCGCCUUCGAUGUCGAACUUGCCACCGAUUCGGGUUCGAGUGGAUCAGGAUGGAGGGCCUAAACUGCAGGACCAGAGGGUUGGCAUGGAAGAACAGUUUGCUCAGAUGAGUAUUGCUACUGAUGUCCAGAAGCAAGAUGAUUGCUAUGGGGCAGCAGCUGCAAUGUCGGCUCCGCCUUCGCAUCCGGUUCCUGUUGUGACAACAAUGGCCACUCGUGCAGGGGGGUCUAGUGACAACUUGAAUCGGAUUUUUUCCGAUGACGAGCGAUCCGAUCAGGGAGUGCCUGUUGGUUUCAGAAAGCCUCCAUUACCAUUGCAGCCAGUACAACAGAAACCUGGUGGCACUUAUAAUCUGCCUUCCCCUGAUUCAGUUGCAAGUGAUAGUAGCAUUGCUUCUGCAAAUUCACUCUCAAAGCCAAUGUAUUAUCAAGAUCCAACUUAUGUAGCAUCCAGAGAUAGCAGAACGGUUGCUAGUUCUAAUACCAAUGCAGAUACUUCAAUUCCAAACUCCCAAAUCCAAAUCCAAAUUCAACAGAUUCAGGAUUUCUACUCUUUAUCUUCACAACUGGAUCAACAACAGCAGCAACAGUUCCUGCAAGACAACAUACACUAUGUCCCUCACCAUACUCCAGCCGCUACUCCGAUGCCAAUGCCGUCGUACUAUCCGGUGUAUGCUCCACCUUUACAGAAACAGCUUCAUCAUCCAGCUGAUCAGCAAUACCCUGCAGUGUAUGUAAUGCAACCACAACCCUAUAUGUCCAUGCAAUCUAACACCGGUGUCAUGACUAUGAAAUCCAACGCAGCCGAUGCUAGCAUUAUGGCCCCGAGCCACCCAUUGGCAACGCAGACUCCUUCAAUGGCUUCUGUUUCCGCUGCUUACAAAGAGACCGUACCCCCCAUCUACCCCACCAGCACAACAACUAUUGCUAAACCUGAAUUGACAUCAACCGUGUAUAGAACUGCGGUUCCAUCGACUCAUCAAGUGGUACAAGUUCAGCAACCAUAUGUAGGCUUCUCCCAAAUGCAACAUCUACCACAAUCACCUGCUGUUACUAAUACUAAUUUCGUUUACGAGUAUCCAAAUCGUACACAAGAUCAAAUGUACUAUACUCAGCAUCAAGCUCCUCAACAGCCUCCGCAGUAUCAAACCUUGACUCCAGCUGCUGCCGCAGCUGCAUUGGCAGAUGCUUCAAAGCAGCUCCACAAUGAGAGUGGUAAUUAGCAAAUCAGGAUCUCACAGCCAUUAUAAGGUGAUUGAGUGGCGAAA